ACCCUGGAGUGUACUCCCCCUUUGUGCAGAUUUUCUCUUCAUGCUUGAAGAAAAUGGAUACAAUGGAUUACUCCAUUGAUGGAAUCUUGACCACCAGCUAUGACUAUCUUGAUGAAAUAUGCAACAAAACAAGCAUCAUGGACUUUGGAGCGAUCUUCACUCCAGUGUUUUUUUCCAUUGUGGUGAUCCUCAGUGUCUUUGGCAACAUCCUGGUCCUGGUGAUCCUGGUUAAGUAUGAGAAUCUGAAAUCCCUCACCAACACAUUCAUCCUGAACCUGGCUAUAUCAGACCUCUUCUUCACAGCAGGACUGCCCUUCUGGGCCUACUACAACAUGCAUGGAUGGACUUUAGGGGAGUCUGCAUGCAAAAUAGUCAAUUUUAUCUUCUGCCUUGGCUUCUACAGCAGUGGUAUCCUCCUCAUCCUGAUGACUGCCCACCGCUAUGUAGCUGUUAUGAAUCCUCUGUCUGACAUUGUGUCCACCACAGGUUUUUACAGUACUGUAGCAUCUGUGAUCAUUUGGGUAAUUAGUAUCCUGGUUUCAAGUCUAGCUUUCGCUUUCACCAAAGUUGCAGAGUCAAACUACUGUGUAUAUACAGAUUCUUACUGGAGCUUGUGGGGUAUCUACCAGCAAAACAUCCUCUUUAUAAUGACCUCAGUGGUAUUCAUGUUUUGCUACACUCAUAUCCUGUGCAGGUUACUUCAUCCUGUGCAAAGAAGAAGAAACAAAACUCUGAAACUCAUUUUUAUUCUCAUGGUUGUUUUCCUUGUAGGAUGGGUACCUUACAAUGUGGUGAUAUUUCUGCAGUCAUUUUCUUACUGGUCCAGCGAAAGUGAUGCAAUACAGGAAGAGUGUGAAAAAAGCAUAAGACUGGAUUAUGCCUUCGAGAUUAGCCGGCUUUUUGCUUUUUCACAGUGCUGUCUCAACCCUGUGUUUUAUGUGUUUGUGGGGGUUAAAUUCAAAAGCCACUUGAAGAAAAUGCUGAAGAGCUUGGGCCUAAACAAAAACAGCAACAACAACAGUUUUCGCAAUAGGCAUAGCCGGCAUACAAUCACAUCAGUAACAAGUGGGGAAGACUUGUCCAUGGCGCCUUGAUAAAGUGAAAACCGGAAGAAAGAGCCUAAUUCAUUAAUACAGUUGAUUCUCCAAAUUUCUAAAAGGCAUUCAUUGUUCUUUUGAAUCUGGUUUCAUUUGGGAAUUAACUGCCAACAUAAUUUCCCAAAACAAUUAUCCCCAAUGUUACUCUUGUAGUCUGCAAUUGGAAUAGCCAACAUUAACUUCUGUAUUAUCUAUUUGGAGCAUUCUUGGAGGUAGAAAUUGGCAGGAAAGAGGGUAAAGGAGCAGGAAAGUCAUAUGUAGAAAACAUCUAGUUAGCAGUGAGUAAGGGUGUAUAAAGUAUACAUCCCAUCGAUUUGCCCAUCAGGUGAGUAUAGUCUCUGCAGAGCACAGUCAACCAACAAGCCAACCAGUUUGGGAAAAAUAAAUUAUGCUGGCCUUAAUCCUAAACCGUAACAUAACCUAAUGGUUGUGGAAAAAAACACUCUUAAAACACUCUCCUCUCUCGUUCUUCAGACCUCGACAUGUAUCAGGUCAUCCUGCUCACAUUUGUCAACAACCCAGAUGCAACUAAACAAGAAAUAUUUUAAAGUGUGUGAAAUGAAUAUAGUGUCAUCAGUGAGCAUUUUUAGUCUUAGUUCUCAGCGGGUCAGAUUUUGGAGGCUUUUUAACAUCCAUUUUCUGGACCUUUUUUUACUUUGUGUUUUGCAAUCAAACAUUACUGAUUAUUACUGAUUACUGUUGAUCAGGUUGCUUAUUGCUUGGCAUUAAUCAUUCAGUUUAACAUGUAUAUACGAACAUUUGCAAGAUGCAAGAUGCAAAACAUACUGAGGAACAUAGUAAAACUACACCAGUUAAACAUAUCAUAUGAUUAGCAUUAAUAUUAAGGGACUUAACUGAUACUUAUAAAGCUGCAUCAUUGUCAAACUACAAUUGCUUCCUUAAUAUCUUCAGCCCUCAGUAAUGAAAGCAUGCAGACAUGUUCAACAGGUUUAGUCAUUCAGCCCAAACACCAGAGAGGAAUUUGAUAGAAUAGCUGGUUUGACUAUCUCAGAAACAUUCGAUCUCCUGGGAUUAACACACAUCAGCUUUAGAGUUUAAAGAUAAUGGUGUAAUAAACAAGCAAGAAUUAAAGUGACUGGAAGCUACUAAUAUUAAUGUUAAUUCAAAGCCUGAAGAGUUUAUUAUUCAGAUGGUGGGAACACAGAAAAUUCAGGCUGUUCUGGGGUCAGUGUGGAGUCACACCAGCUACUGGAAAGGCAAAGCUGAGAAAAAAAAAGGAGAAUAAUAAGCAUGAGGCUUCUGUAGUGAUGUGUAAUAUCCUGUUUCAUCACACUUUCUUCAUGUACUUAUCUGUGGUUACUGGACAUUCUUCUGUACAUUAAAGAGCUUUUCAUUGCUGUACUACUGUAACAAUUUCAAAAGUAUGUUGAGCUACUGGUUAUACUGUAUAUGCUCUUAGAGAUAAUUCAGAACUCUACAUCACUUUGAUUAUUUGUGCUUUAUUUUAUGUUAUCUUAUCAAUGAGUUUUGUAAACUUUUUUAAUGUGUCCAGAUUUCAGCAGUAAAUGAUGCCUUUCCAGCACAAUAUUUUCACAUUUUAAUAUCAGCAUCAUCAUCAUGAAUUUUUAUACUUCACAAAAGAAGAACUUGCAUUUUUGUGUCUGUUUUGAUUAGACAGUCAAAUACCAAUGAAAACAUGACAUA
This is a messenger RNA of Archocentrus centrarchus (flier cichlid), 2762 nucleotides long. Its product is annotated as chemokine XC receptor 1-like. The record is from RefSeq and is a predicted model, not a curated record. Lineage: Eukaryota; Metazoa; Chordata; Actinopteri; Cichliformes; Cichlidae. The transcript is spliced from 2 exons. Gene Ontology annotation, molecular function: C-C chemokine receptor activity; C-C chemokine binding. Gene Ontology annotation, biological process: positive regulation of cytosolic calcium ion concentration; calcium-mediated signaling; G protein-coupled receptor signaling pathway. Bases 54 to 1094 code for a protein of 346 amino acids. Gene Ontology annotation, cellular component: external side of plasma membrane; membrane.